CGUCUGUUCAACAAAAUGAAAUCAACUGGCACACUACGACAAGCUUUACUCUUAUACCGGCGAAGGACAACCGACGUUCUUUUAUAUUGAAAUGGCGGUACCAACUAACUGGCGAUCAAUAUUUGCAGUUGUCUGCGAUACACGAUUCUGUCCUAAAGGUAGGCAAUCCCACAUUAAAGCAUUAAGGAAUUUUUUAAUUUCCGGUUUGCUUCUUUGUGCCGGCAAAAAAAAAUGGUUUCAUUGUUGGCUCGAGAUCGAUGCCGUUUCGGUGUUAAUACCUUUCGAUUGGCUGCUUCGCCUGAGAUGGAUUCACGAUGAGAAUCUAAUUUUUAACAUUAAGGCCUGGAAUCUUUGCGCCACAGACACGCAACCAUUCUUUAGUGUCGCAUCGCAGGUAUAACAGUCCGGUAUACUUAUCAGACUCCUAUGAACAUUAUAUACCCAAACCGUUCUAGGAUUGGUGAAUCUUUCUUAAGAACUCCUGUACCGUCUCCUUGCUUAAAAUGGUGUAUACAUUAAUCAAUCGUGUCAAACUCCUCAUUUGGAUGACAGCUUGCGUUCUUCACGUCAUUGUCACAGCGUGCCCCCAAGGUUGGUACCAAUGGCAUAACUCGUGUUACAUUGCGCUUCAAGGAAAACCUCGUUGGGCCGAUGCUGUUACGGGGUGUCAGCGUCCAGGGAGCAGUCUCAUAGUGCCAAACUCAUGGGAGGAACAUAAUUUCAUAAUGAAACUGCGCGACAAAUUGUUAAAAGGGUCUAAAAAAUUCACACCACUCUGGAUCGGGUGUGAUGUCGCCGACGGGAAUCUACGGUGCGUUGGAGGGAAACCUCACACAAAUGUAACCAUCCACAACUGGGGCGAAAAUCAUACCCAUGCCGCUAGCCCUAACAUAUUUUGCAUUGGAAUGUUAGGAAAUGCUCACGUGGUACUCAUCAAAAAGAAAUGCAGCGAGCGUAGAUUCGCGAUGUGCGAAAUUCCUGACGUUGUCCCGUCUUACUGCGUAUCGUUGGGAGCUGACGGCCGCGUUGCACGGCGGUGUCUCCAUCACCGCCAUGAGAUCAAGAAACUGACGGUCCAGGGAGUCAGCGAGUGCGGCCAGGCCUGCUGGGCCGAGCCCCGAUGCCGCUCCUUCAAUCUCUGGCAGGGAGGUCCGGCCAAGACCUGCCAACUCAACGACGUGACGAGCAACGAGCAUGCGCUCAUCACGUCAUUGUCACAGCGUGCCCCCAAGGUUGGUACCAAUGGCAUAACUCGUGUUACAUUGCGCUUCAAGGAAAACCUCGUUGGGCCGAUGCUGUUACGGCGUGUCAGCGUCCAAGGAGCAGUCUCAUAGUGCCAAACUCAUGGGAGGAACAUAAUUUCAUCAUUAAACUGCACGACGACUUGUUCAGUGGGUUUAGAAGAUUUACACCACUCUGGAUCGGGUGUGAUGUCGACGACGGAAAUCAACGGUGUGUCGGUGGGAAACCUCACACAAAUGUAACCAACGAAUACACCAACUGUGGCAAUAAUCAUACCAGUGCCGCUAGUCCUGACAGAUGUUGUCUUGCAAUAAGAGGAAAUGUUCACGGGACACUUAUCAAAAGGAACUGCAACCAGCGAAAAUUUGUGAUGUGCGAAAUGCCUCACUUUGUCCCGUCUUACUGCGUAUCGUUGGGAGCAGACGGCCGCGUAGCACGGCGGUGUCUGCACGGUCAUGAGAUCAAGAAACUGACGGUCCAGGGCGUACUCGAGUGUGGCCAGGCCUGCUGGGCCGAGCGCCGAUGCCGCUCCUUCAAUCUCUGGCAGGGAGGUCUGGUCAAGACCUGCCAACUCAACAACGCGACGCGCAACGAGGUAAGCGCUUCGUACCCUAUUGAAAACGGAAACUGUUUCUACUUCGAUUUAUAGAUGCACAUUUUCGCAGCGGAAACUGUUUUUUAUACUUCGAUUUAUAGAUGAACAUUUUCGCAGCUUUAUACAAGCUGUUAAGUUUGAUACCUGUAUAUGGAGACUGAUGUGUUGUACUAAGGUAAUCGUAAAACUAGUGACUUUUAUUUCAAAGUAAAAUAAUUUUGUU
Messenger RNA from Patiria miniata (bat star), 2060 nucleotides. RefSeq names its product snaclec A11-like. Bases 1121 to 1891 code for a protein of 256 amino acids. The transcript has 2 exons. The record is from RefSeq and is a predicted model, not a curated record. Lineage: Eukaryota; Metazoa; Echinodermata; Asteroidea; Valvatida; Asterinidae.